Molecule: messenger RNA, 1717 nt
Organism: Haliotis rubra (blacklip abalone)
Lineage: Eukaryota; Metazoa; Mollusca; Gastropoda; Lepetellida; Haliotidae
Exons: 8
Coding region: 78-1067 (329 amino acids)
Biological process (GO): immune response
Cellular component (GO): membrane
Molecular function (GO): receptor ligand activity; tumor necrosis factor receptor binding
Source: RefSeq, a predicted model, not a curated record
AGCACCCCAAACAGAUAGAAUUGUUUUUGUAAUUACCGAUCAAUGCAGACACGGCGAUAUUUACCGGCGUAAGAGAUAUGGAGAGGCAAGACGUCGCCAGACUUGGAAAUGGAUUUCCUACUUCAGAUAACCGCUACCUCCAGUGCGUUAACGGCAUUGCACCCAGACACACGUGCAACUGCAGACACCACGUGAAUAUAUGUGUUGUUGUUUGUGUGUUGUUGACAUUGACGACUCUGUCCGCGUGUUUGUACACAGUCGUGUGUUCACGCCAGGUCACCGAACAGGUGAUUCUGCUACACAAGUUGCAGACACUGACCCACAAUGGUGACAGUGAAUAUUACCACGAUUCUGACGAGAUUGUCCAGAUGUACCCUGGUCAGAGGUCAAGCGAGGAGGGGCGGUUUGUGGGUAAGCUCCCUUACCCUGGGCCUCCUAGGGUGCGCCGUGAGAUUCACCCAGCCACCAAGAAACCUAAAAAGAAGAGAAGGAAAAAUCAGAAUGGGCGAAAUGGAAAGAAAGGAUCCAAGAAGGGAGGCGGCAAAUUUUGUAAGAGACUAGCCAAGUGUCAGCCACCGCCGUCCCCAUCAGUGACAGCUCCAACUCAAACCAAGACUCAUUCCCCGAGAGCGUCACAUUUCACUGUGGACGGAUCCUUCGUGUCUGGUCAGACCAUCGGGUCUCUACAUCCGGCACCCUGGAUCAAUGCGCAUGUCACAGAGGCGGCCAUUUCACGUGACAGUAGUUUGUUUGUAGUGGAGAGUGGCGUGUACCUCGUCUACACAAGUGUGUUGUUCAACGACACGAAGUUCCGCGAGGGGUUGCUGGUCACCAGGAAUGACGUGGAGCUGUUCAAGUGUUUCGAUGGCGUUGACUACAUCGACCACAGCAAGGAGAGGAAGCAGAACUUCAAGUUCAAGACAUGCAGUGUAUCAGGUAUUGCCUAUCUUUCCAAGGGAGACAACCUACGGUUAGUGAAUCUCUACCCCAACACUAACAUCGAUGUCAGUAAAGGAUCGACAUUCAUCGGCUUGGUGCAACUGAUUCCCUCGACAGACCCGAACUAACUACCCGAGCCACUACCGAACCACUACCAUGUGACUCGGGAGAUAACUAACCAUAUCAUUAGUUAAAACAUCAGCAUUUAUGAGACGAAUAGUUCUGAAAGUGUGUAAAACAAUCAACAUUACCGUGUCUGUGUAGUGACGACUGUUCGUGACCUGAUGAGCUGAAGUGAGUGAGUAUUCUCGUCUUGUCAGCUUCAGCUCGAACCAAACUCGGAAGUGACGGAGAAUCCCAUGCGCAUGGACAUGGUAAAAUCUAGAAACAAUGACCGCGGACUGGGACUAGAAUCCACCAUCACAUAAGUGAACGUCGGCGUCCUCGACGUCUGACCUACUCGUGAGAUGUAAACAGUUAAAGAUGUACUCACAGUGUUCCGAGAUAACAAUGUAUUGAUGUAUAUUUGUAAGAAGUACUUCGGGGUAAGUGUGAGAUACGAGCUGUUUGACUGAGAUGACCUUUAACUGUGCAGUGAGUCAGAGUGGUGUCGUGUGUGUCUCUGUUUAAACUAUUGUGGGUGUACAUAUACAGGAGGGCUUAGUUAGACGCUUAUCAGGAAAUAACGAAAUGAGCCACGUGGACGUUUAUACAGAUACCAAACAUGCGUCAGAUCUGCAUUUACUUUAUUCCAUGAGAAAUACAUCUCGAAAUACCA